ACAUACCACGCGGUGUCUCAGUGCCUAUGUGAGACACACUUAAAAGAAACUCUCCCACUCCCAAGCGUGGCCCUUUAUCUCCGUCCAGGACUAAGUUCCCCGCGCGAAGUGCCUUCUUCAACAGAGACUAACGCCCUAACACUUCCCGUAUCGCAUUGCCGCGUUACUCCGGCCCCGAACGCUGCGGAAUUCGCCCAUAGAAAAUUAUCCAGUGUUCUCCCUCAUUCCGGAUACCAAAUGUUGUGUUAAGUUAACGGGAAAUGACGGUAACAGGAGCGGCCAUGAUGCAGACAAUGCAGCCCUGUUUCGUUGGUUAUCCGUUCCAGGACUUUAAGACCUUUAACGAGGCUUUUGAAGCUGUUCCAGCCGAGAUUAACGAGGGCAGAAAACGAGGACUGAUCAAGGAUGGACUCUGCGACAGGAACACGGCGCCCUCAGUCUCCGCCAUCUCCAGACUCCUUCGAGGCAAAGAUGACGACGACGACCCCAAGAAAGCCAAAGAUGCCAUGAAGCAAUCUAGUUCCAGCUCGGACAUCGAGGACGGGUCAGAGGACGAGGACGACCCGCAGAUGAUGCUCAAGCGGAAGCAGCGACGUUCAAGGACGACCUUCACGGCCCACCAACUGGACGAACUGGAGAAGGCCUUUGAAAGGACUCAAUACCCCGACAUCUACACGAGGGAGGAGCUUGCCCAGAGGACCAAACUCACUGAAGCUAGAAUACAGGUGUGGUUCAGUAAUCGCCGGGCGAGAUUGAGGAAGCAGAUGGCUUCAGGCAGUAUGAGUAACUUCAAUGCAAUGGGGCUACCUAUGGCCUAUCAUUCUCCACCAUCCUCAUACAUGUUCCAGGGCUUUUCAGACCCCAGCUCCACCUUCUCUGCCCAGACACAAGACACCUCUGGGUUAUACCAGGGGGGUUCUGGCGGCCUACACCAGGGGGCCCUGGCCUCGGAGGCUCGGGCUGCUAAUAUGAGCGCUGCUGCCGCCGCUGCUGCCUAUCCUUCGAUGAGUGCCGCGCUAUCCUCCUGCACUAACUCCGCCUUCAUCGCCUCUCAGACUCCUGGAGGGAUGUGUGGAAGUCAGGGCACUACAGGGGGCGCUGCCGGUGUGCCUUCAGCCCUGACCUCUGGCGGGUCCUGGGCCUCCAAUCAGCUAAGGGGGGCAAUGGGGGGUGGGGCGGGCGGUUCGCCCCCCACUGCCGCCCCCUUCUCCCACGGUCUGGCCCACCACCCACGCACGCCCACGCAGCACUUCCCCACGCCCGUCUAUUCCUGGUACUGAUCCGA
Molecule: messenger RNA, 1285 nt
Organism: Procambarus clarkii (red swamp crayfish)
Lineage: Eukaryota; Metazoa; Arthropoda; Malacostraca; Decapoda; Cambaridae
Source: RefSeq, a predicted model, not a curated record